ACGUUUCUGUUUCAACCCAAACAGAGCGAAGAAAACACACGAGCCUGUCAACAAGAGAGCGGUCUGUCAGCGGAAGCAGCAAAAAUGUCAACAGAUAGCCUUUUUAUUAACUAUAAAACCCUGUAGGCUUCAGAAUCAAUGUAAACGUUUCCCGCUGAUUUGCGCAGCAUUGGGAGCACAGAUCCACGGGUGAUCAUGGCCACCAAUCCAGCAGCGCUGCCCUUGAGGGAGUUCUGCCCGCUCUACUAUCUUCUCAAUGCCAUCCCUGCUAAAGUCCAGAAAGGUUUCCGUUCAGUGCUGGUCUACUUGACUGCACUGGACAGCAACAGUGAUUAUAUAGCCAUUGGCAGCAGCAUCGGCAUGCUGUACCUCUACUGCAGAAGAGUAAGUCAGAUGAACAAAUACAAUUUAGAGGGCAAAUGUGAGGCUAUAACUGCAGUGAAGUUGCUGAGUUGUUUUGAUGAUCUUGUGGCUGUUGGGACAGCAUCAGGCCGGGUUGCUUUCUUUCAGCUUGUGUCACCAUUGCCUGGAAGAAAUAAACAGCUGAGAAGGUUUGAUGUGGUGGGUUUGCACAAAAGCACAAUUACUGCAUUAGCGUGGAGUGCUAAUGGCAUGAAACUCUUCUCUGGUGAUGAUAAAGGGAAGGUGGUGUACUCUGCUGUGGACCUGGACCAAGGAGUCUGUAAUCCAGUGGUCCUCUUCGAAGAGCCUUCAGCAAUAGUACAGUUAGAAUAUAGUCAAAAGGUACUUCUGGUUUCAUCCUAUCAACGCUCAAUGCUUUUCUACACACAAGAGCAGUCGCAUCAGCAGCUGGGCAGUAAACCACGUAAAAGCAAUGGCAAGUUUGGAGCCUGCUUCCAGCCAGCUCUGUGCAAGCAGAGUGAUCUGGUGGUUUAUGCAGCGAGGCCGGGGUUACGUCUGUGGAGGACAGAUGUGCGAGGACGUGUCGGGGAGACUCAUGUCUUAAAGCCCCUUUUUAAUCAAGAUGUACCUCACUUUGAGCUGUUCCCACGCUCAGGUCCCACUGGUGGAUACAGACCUUCAGAAAGACAGUUAGGAAUGAUCAGCUGCUUCCUGAAGGAGGGCUGGGUCCUCAGCUGGAACGAAUAUAGUGUUUAUGUUGUGGACUGCACCAAUCAGGUCAUCAUUGGAGGACUGGAAAGCAGCGGAGAUAUAGUGUCUGUGUCAUGCACUGAGAAUGAAAUUUUCAUUCUGAAAGGAGACCGGGACAUUUUGAGGAUCUCAAAUUGCCCUGAGGGAUUGGUUUCCAACUUAUCAGACCACUCCUACCGUUUUACAUCUCCUCUUUCCCCUCCCACGAUUUUGCUGCCUCCUAAUGGGGCUGUGGAAACCGCUCAACCAAUCAGAACUAUGCCUAUCAUCACGGAGCAGGACACUCAGGCCAGUCCCAGCUCAGAAGAGGUGCAUGAUGGGGUAGAGGAGUCAGAGGAGGUGCAGGAAGAGCAGCAUCUUGAGGAGUUCAGUCAUGCGGUUGAGGCUCUGGAAGUGGCAGAGGACUUGGAGCAGCAGCGGGCCAGUCUAGGUACAGUAGAGUCCCGCAGCCGCAGCAGCUCUAUCACUUCAUGGGACAGUGCGCAGGGCAUGUUCACCACCACUGAGGCCUCUGCUUCAGAGCUCUCCUCCAGCAGAUAUAGCACCAUCACCCAGGAAGACUUCCAGCAGGAGCUUGUGGUCAAGGCCAUCAAGCUGAAGAAGAAAGGCAAGAGGAGACGACAAGAGAGUGGGAAUCGCAUGAACGAGCGCAGCAGUUGGUCGGAGAGCAUUUUCAGCCAGGACGGUGCAGGCAGUGACGUUCUGAACACACCCAUGAGUGAACCACCUUCUGAUCACACCAGCCUCCUUUGCAGCAGCCUUGACCUGGAUGGAGAAUACCACAGUUCAGAUGCCUUUCCCAUUCAGAGCCCAUCAGAGCCCUUGCUGAACCAAGAGCCAUGUCUGGUUGCAGUUAACCAAGCAGCACAGACCUCACCACCUUGCCCCGCGUCUCUGACACUAGACAUGGAGUGUCAGUUGUACAGUGAAAAUGUGUUUGCUGAAAAUGAGCAAAUCGCAGCUACACCUGAUGUAGACAUGCUGCUGGAAUGUACCUUCUCGUACAUGCAGGCAUCUGACGAGCAGGACAUCAUGAAGAAAUAUGUGAAGGAGCACAAAGACGUCCUGGAGGAUUCAGAGGAACAUUUUAAGCAGAGUUUACAUGAGGACUUUAAUUUGGACUUGUCUUAUGAUCCCAUUAGGCCGCUGGGUUACUCCCCUGAGCCUGAGCCAUCGCCAUCUAGUGACGAGGAGGACAUCUAUGCUCAUGGAGUUCCAUCCAGUGCAAGUCUUGGGGAUGGACUGAAUGCUCUGAGCUUGCAGAGCUCAUCUGCUGAGCAGAAGGAGGAUGAAGAGACACAGCUCCUCAAAGCUGACCAGUUGGCUGAAAGUUGGAUGGGUUAUAGUGGGCCUGGCUGUGGCAUCCUCAGUCUAGUGGUGACUGAUAGGUACAUCUGGUGUCUGGACUUUAAAGGAGGCCUUUUCUGUAGUGGUCUUUCUAACGGUGGCUUGAACUGGCAGAAAUUUGAGGAGAAUGUCCAUCAGGUUGCUCUGUCUCCAUCAGGCUCAUUGUUGUGGAAGGUGGAGCAGAAGACCAUGACUGCGUACGCUUGUGGGAAAGUGACAAUCAAGGGAAAGAGACACUGGUACAAAGCUCUGGAUGACACCGCAUUCGUGGCACUUGGUGAUGACACUGCCUGGAUUAUUCGUACUAAUGGAGACCUGUACAUACAGACAGGGCUGAGUGCGGACAGGCCAUGUGCGAGGUCAGUGAAGGUGGACUGUCCGUGUCCCAUGGCACAGAUGGCAGCACGGGGCGGUGUGGUGUGGGCACUGAGCGAGCAGAGGGGUGUGUUUUACAGAGAGGGUCUCAACAGCUACUGUGCAGAGGGGGAGCACUGGAAGUAUGACACUGUCAGUGAGAGCCAAGGUCUGGAGCCUAUCUGUAUUGCUCUGGGUGAGAACAACACUGUCUGGGCUUUGGACACCAGUGGAAACCUAUGGUUCAGGACAGGGGUGACUGCUAAAAAACCCCAGGGUGAAGAUGACCACUGGUGGCAGGUGAGCAUCACAGACUAUGUGGUGUUUGAUCAGGGCAGUCUUUUCCAGACUCUGAUCCAGGCCACUCAGACUGUGGCCACUGUCACCAGAGCUCCAGUAGAGCGGGUAGCUGAACGUCUGCGUGUGGCCUUCCUCUCCCAGCACUCCCAGUGCCAACCCAGCCUUAUCAGUGUCAACAUUAGUGGUGUCUGGAUUGCGUCUGGACGUAAUGAGUUCCACGUUGCCAAAGGCAGCCUUAUUGGGACAUAUUGGAGGAGCACUGUACCCAGAGGAACUGCCUCUGCCACUAAAUGGGCCUUUGUGUUCUCCUCUGCUGUUCCAGCCAAAGAGGGCAGUUUCCUUUGGUUAGGUCAGAGCAGGAAAGACCUGUUCUGUAUUUGGGACCAGGACCUUCAGAUGCGACCCUUUACUAUUCAGUUUCCCCCAGACGUGGAGAUGAUGCAGCUCUCGGCCUGUCGUGAUGCAUUGUGGGGUUUAGAUCACUACGGUCGUGUCCACAUUCGCACUUUAUCAGCCAGCUGCUCUACAGGAAUGCACUGGUCAUUGCUGGACCUCAGUCAGCUUGGUCAUGUGAGGUUUCUCAGUUUGUCGUGUGGCAGUCAGAACGUUUGGGCAUGUGAUACUAAUGGAAUGGUGUAUUUUCGGGUUGGAACUCAACCUUUGAACCCCAGCAUGAUGCUUCCAGCCUGGAUCUGCAUUGAAUCUCCUGAACAGCCUGCUGGACAUUAUUUGGUGAAGAUUCAGACCAGUCCUAAUGACCGCAUGCUGUGGGCACUGGACAACAGAGGCAAUGUGCUCGUACGUAUCGGCAUCACUGAGGAGAUGCCUGUUGGGACGGCCUGGGAGCACAUUCCAGGACUUCAGGCAUGUCAGUUGGUUCUGAGCAUGAGGACCGCUUGGGUUCGUCUUGCUAAUGGGCAAGUGGCUCGUCGAUACGGAAUUACAGAGAAAAACCCUGCUGGAGAUUACUGGAAGAAGAUCCCUGGACUGGCCAGCUGCCUCGCAGUGACCCCGAUGGAUGAACUGUGGGCUGUUUCUCCAACUGGAGCUUUGAAUCAGCGGCUCACCAAGACUCUGCAAAACUAUAGGAGCAAAAACCAUGUCAAUGCAGGAUCUCUGAGUGGAGAAGAGCUGGAGGAAGAGUGGGAGGUGAUUUAAAUGCCACAAAUUGUGUUGAAGCAACCCAGAAAUCACUGUUAUGUGACAUUUCUUUCUAGGCACUUUACUCAUUUCUGCUUAAAAGAGUAGUUCAACUGAAAAAAAAAAACUAUGGAAAAGCUGUCAUCAUUUACUCACCCUCGUGUUCUUUAAAUCCUUAAGAGUAGACUGCGCUCUGUUAAAUCUAUGUGAGGUGUGUUACUUGGAAAAAAA
Molecule: messenger RNA, 4485 nt
Organism: Danio rerio (zebrafish)
Lineage: Eukaryota; Metazoa; Chordata; Actinopteri; Cypriniformes; Danionidae
Source: RefSeq, a predicted model, not a curated record